AACUGUCAAAUGUCAAUUGACAUUUAUAUUACAUCGCAAGAAAUGCAGUGGUUUUAUUUCUAAUUUUGAUAAAAACUUAGAAAAAUGGCUGCAAGACAGGCUAUUCAAGUUGGUACCAAAACAGUAAGGCCUGUGCUUUCUUUGAAUGAAGCAGAAGCAAGAUCAAGAGUAUUAAGCCUUUACAAAGCUUGGUAUCGACAAAUUCCAUACAUUGUCAAGGAUUACGAUAUACCCAAAUCAGAAGAGCAAUGCAGGGCUAAACUAAAAGAAAUCUUUCUGAAAAACAAAGAUGUGAAGGAUGUUAGAGUUAUCGAUUUGCUUGUGAUUAAGGGUCAAAUGGAACUCAGAGAAACAGUGAAUAUUUGGAAACAAAAAGGCCAUGUGAUGGUUUACUUCAAACCUACUGAAGAACCUAAGCCAAAGGACUUCCUAUCGAAAUUCUUUUCUGGCCAGGAAUAGAGAAAUGUAUAUUGAUGGAUUGAUCUUAAUUAUAGAUAUUGUAUAGUUA
Colias croceus (clouded yellow) is the source of this 508-nucleotide messenger RNA. Its product is annotated as NADH dehydrogenase [ubiquinone] 1 alpha subcomplex subunit 6-like. Bases 85 to 459 code for a protein of 124 amino acids. NCBI's taxonomy places the organism in Eukaryota, Metazoa, Arthropoda, Insecta, Lepidoptera, Pieridae. Gene Ontology annotation, biological process: response to oxidative stress. The transcript has 3 exons. The record is from RefSeq and is a predicted model, not a curated record.